This is a messenger RNA of Cornus florida, 765 nucleotides long. RefSeq lists its product as uncharacterized. NCBI's taxonomy places the organism in Eukaryota, Viridiplantae, Streptophyta, Magnoliopsida, Cornales, Cornaceae. The coding region runs from base 1 to 765 and encodes 254 amino acids. The transcript is spliced from 3 exons. The record is from RefSeq and is a predicted model, not a curated record.
AUGGACUGGUUGUCUUUCUUUCGUGCCACGAUUGAUUGCUUCUGUGGGCGAGUGUCUGUUUGCCCUCCCGUGGGGGAUUAUUUUCACUUCGUGGGAGAUCGGAGCGAUUUCCACCCGACGAUGAUUUUCAGUAUCGGUGACUGGAGUCACCAUAGGUCUUACUUAGCUAGCCUGUUAGGUGACGAGGGUAACAGUCUAGGCCGUGUUUUUUCGACAGUUGUAGAUGAGUUUCUGGAUGUCUUCCCGGAGGAAUUGACAGAACUCCCUCCUCUUCGGGAGGUUGUCUUUGCCAUCGAUGUCAUUCCUGGUACUGCACCUAUUUCUAUGGCACUGCACCGGAAAGCGAAUGUAGUGGCAGAUACACUUAGUCGCCGACCUUCUGGGAGUCUUUGUGCAGUGUUCGCUACUAAAAGAAAUGCUUUGAAGACCAUUGAUGAGUUGUUUGAUGCUUUUAUGGCAUGCAUGGUAGUUACACCUUCGAUCAUUCAUAAGGUGGGCGAUCAGGUUUUACUCAAGGUGUCUCCUAUAAAAGGAGUAACGUGCUUUGGAAACAAAGGGAAGUUGUCACCACGUUUUAUCGGUCCUUUUAUGAUUGCGGAUCGAAUUGGAGCGGUGGCUUAUCACUUAACACUUCCAGACCAUUUAGAUCAUGUCCAUAAUGUGUUCCAUGUUUCUAUAUUGCAGAAAUUUUUUCGUGAUGAAGAUCGUUAUCAGCAUAUUGAUGUUGGUGAGAUUAAGUUACAACUGGAUGCAACUUAUGUGUAA